ACGUGAGUAACAGUUAACAGUGCUACCUUCACCAUUUCUCUGGUGAUGUCUAUUUAUCGUGCCUUUAUCAUUUCCGUGCAAUGAACUCGAAUUUGUUGCCUUAUUUUUUAUAAAUUAUAAUAGUGGUUUAUUAUAAUUUAUAAUAGUGAGAUUAUAGAACUAUUUAAAAAUGGCAUGGACACGCUAUCAAUGUAUUUUAGCAGCACUUAUGGUUGUUACUGGAUCUUUUAAUACUUUAUCUGUAAAAUAUGCAGAUCAACAAGUUGUACCAGAUGAAAAUGGUCAACCUAGGCAUUUCAAUCAUCCUUUUAUGCAAUCAUCUUUCAUGUUUAUUGGAGAGAUGAUGUGUCUUUUAGUAUUUAAAGUCCUUUAUCAUUAUUAUAGUCGCAGAGGAGAUAAUUCUGUGGACAACAAUCCGUUAACUAAAGGCUCACAUGUAUUUAAUCCUUUUAUUCUACUGAUUCCUGCCUUAUGUGAUACAUGUGCUACUUCUAUUAUGUAUGUCGGCUUGAAUAUGACAUAUGCUAGUAGUUUUCAAAUGCUUCGUGGUGCUGUUGUAAUAUUCACUGCUGUGCUCUCAAUGGGUUUUCUUAAUAAAAAACUAGUUAGUAGGGAAUGGUUAGGUAUAGUAAUGGUUAUAAUUGGUUUAGCUCUUGUUGGGCUCAGUGACAUAAUUAUGGAAAAAUCAGAUGUCAGCACAAAUUCUAUUUUAACUGGAGAUUUACUUAUCAUAUGUGCGCAGGUUAUAAUUGCUGUUCAAAUGGUGAUAGAAGAAAAGUUCAUAGCAGGACAAAAUAUACCAGCGUUGCAAGCAGUUGGCUGGGAAGGUAUAUUUGGAUUUAUUACUAUAUGCAUUAUAAUGAUUCCCCUUAACUUUAUACAUGUCCCACCUCCUUUUGCUGACAAUUCGCAAGGAACCCUUGAGGCUACUAAAGAUGCAUUCAUCCAGAUUGGAAAUAGUGGUUAUUUACUGAUGGCUAUAGUUGGUAUAUCAUUCAGCAUAGCUUUUUUUAACUUUGCUGGUAUUAGUAUUACCAAAGAAAUUGGUGCUACAACAAGGAUGAUAUUAGAUAGUGUUCGAACAAUUAUCAUAUGGGCUUUCUCUUUAGCAUUUAGGUGGCAAGCCUUCCAUUAUUUACAGCUCAUUGGCUUCAUUGUUUUACUCAUUGGAAUGUGUUGUUAUAACAACGUUAUUAUUCCUCAACUCGUAAGAAAAUGUAGAUAUCGCUUAGGCCGUCAUAAACCACCACCAACUGAUCGUGAGCGAAUUAUUAAUACAGCAGCAGAUGAUAUUCCAGAAACGCAAUAAAGAUAUAUUUCUUUUUAAGUGUACUUGAAUGUUCACUAUUUUGUGAUGUUGAGAACUAUUAUAUAGUUUCUCUAAUGGUAAAGUCUGCGAUCACAAUAAUAUGUAAAAUGCUUUCAAUUUGUUUCAUUUGCAGAAUUCAUUAAAUUUAUCAAAAUUAGUACCUUUGCGAAGUUAAUUGAUUAGAACAAUUCUUGUAAAAUGUAUAUUAUAGUUAGAAAAUCUCGAAUUUUUUAUUUAUCUUUUAAGUUGAAUGUGAAAAAUAAGUAUUGUUCCAAAUUUUAUACAAAUUUUUUGAAAAAUUGCAUUAAUUAAAACAAAAUUCUCAUUGUACAGCAGAAUCUUUUAGCAGAAUCUCAAAGUUCUAUUUAUAGGUGGUAUUUUGAAUGAAAUGAGGGUAUUUUAUACAUAUACGUAAAUAUAUUUUACUACUGUAAAAAAAAUGUGUUAAAAGAUGUAUUAUUGCAAGGAAAUAUUAAGUUACUUCUUCAUGGUA
Bombus terrestris (buff-tailed bumblebee) is the source of this 1802-nucleotide messenger RNA. It is a transcript of the gene Tango9, whose product is annotated as solute carrier family 35 member F6. Gene Ontology annotation, molecular function: pyrimidine nucleotide-sugar transmembrane transporter activity. The transcript has 8 exons. Gene Ontology annotation, biological process: pyrimidine nucleotide-sugar transmembrane transport. NCBI's taxonomy places the organism in Eukaryota, Metazoa, Arthropoda, Insecta, Hymenoptera, Apidae. The coding region runs from base 170 to 1309 and encodes 379 amino acids. The record is from RefSeq and is a predicted model, not a curated record. Gene Ontology annotation, cellular component: Golgi membrane; intracellular membrane-bounded organelle.